Messenger RNA from Sporothrix schenckii 1099-18, 1647 nucleotides. RefSeq lists its product as uncharacterized. The transcript is spliced from 2 exons. The record is from RefSeq and is a predicted model, not a curated record. Lineage: Eukaryota; Fungi; Ascomycota; Sordariomycetes; Ophiostomatales; Ophiostomataceae. The coding region runs from base 1 to 1647 and encodes 548 amino acids.
AUGUCUCUAGCGGCCCAUCCGGCCGCACCCUUUGCGGCCUACCGGUCAUCGCAAGGGCCGCGAAUACUUGAUCCUCCACCAUGGUCCAACGCAGCAUCAGUCCCGCAGCAUGGCCGCUCCAGAGCAGGCCUAGACGCAAUCAUCCCGCCUCAGCUUCAUCCCCUCGUGAGGGCCUAUCUACUUGGCUAUGCAUCUAGUGUCGCCCCGCGUCUUCUCACCGUAUUCCUUACAUACUUCACCGCGCACCGCCGCCGGCGUCGGGGUCUCCCCCCAGUUCAGUCUGAAAAGGCGUCCUUUGCAUAUCUGCGUGACUCGGUGCGGCAUAUUCUAGGUGCUGGGCUAGAAUGGCGGCGCUUCCCGGCAUUUUGUGCCACACUUGUUGGCGGCAGCACACUUCUCGAGGUCCCUUUUUGUAAAUUGCUGGCACGGUCUGCCCCGGGUCUCUCCAUUGCCGCGCGCACACGGCUCUCUCGUUGGCUUGCCUCGUUUGUCGCUGCCUAUGGCGGGCUACGUCUCCUACAACUGGGGCAAAGGCCAGGACUCACGAGAACUGUUGUUGUUAAUUCCGACGUUACUUCUACAGCUCAGUCAGACAAAGCCGAUGGCACCAAGACAACGGCUACGGCCGGUGCUGCCACACCGGCCACCCCAUCUACCAACGCUACCAUACCAUAUGCAGGUCGCACCCUUGAUCUGACGCUCUUCGCUGUCACGCGCGCGGUCGAUGUCAUUGUGGGGGAACUAUGGGCACGCCACAAGGCUCGGCGAGUUGCCGCAGGGUCAUGGUCAAGUCUGGAGGUUUUGAUUGGCCGCCUCGUCGAUCCAGCAAUUUUCUCCAUGUCGUCUGGGCUGGUUAUGUGGGCAUGGUUCUAUGCUCCGUCAAGGCUACCACAUGCAUACAACAAGUGGAUCACAUCCGCUGCUGCUGUCGAUGCUCGCCUCAUUAACGCUCUCCGCCUCUGCCGUAACAACCAGCUGCAGUAUGGUAAGGAUUUGGGGCCCGAUGCUCGUGUUCUUGAAGGCAUGUCGCAGGACUACGGUUGGCCGCUCUCCUGGGGCGAUCCGGCAGUAACCGUACCUUUUCCGUGCACUAUGGUCCACAUGGAUUGCGGUCCAUCGUGUGAGUAUCACGCAUUGAUGCGCAUGUGGCGGUCGUGGCGUUGGUCCAUGGCCACAUAUCUACCACUGAGUUUGCUGCUCGUCCUUCGCAAGCCAAACAGGAAUCCUCGCGGUGUCUUAAAAGCCAUUCUGUCAGCCAUACGCUCAUCAGCCUUUCUUGGAACAUUUAUCACGCUCUUCUUCUACGGGGUCUGCUUGGCCCGUACUCGCGUCGGACCACUCAUUCUCGGCACGUCUGUCGCGGCUCGCCAGACCAUUGACUCCGGCCUCUGCACCGCUGUCGGUUGUGGCCUAUGUGGCUGGAGCAUUUUAAUUGAGCGUGCCAGUCGGCGCAAGGACAUUGGUCUCUUUGUGGUACCACGCGCCUUAGCUACUAUGUUGCCUCGUCGCUAUCCCCUGGACAAGCAGUGGCGCGAAACAUUGGUGUUUGCAGCAAGCACUGCCGUUGUGUUCACGGCCAUCCAAGAAAACCCCAAACGUGUGCGCGGCGUCAUGGGCGAGGUCCUCAAGACCGUUCUUGUGCCGUAA